AUGGAUUCAAUCUUCUGCGUACAUAGUGGUUUAUCACCAUCCCUCAUAAAGCUGAGGACAUUAGAAGAGCUUUCCAGACCUCUACCAAACUACAUCAACUUGCCAUUAGUGUCAGAUUUAGUCUGGUCGGAUCCAACCGACGACAACAUUGAAUUUGCUGCAAAUCAGCGUGGAUCAGGUGUUUUGUUUGGUAAUUCUUCUGUUACGAGGUUCCUUGAAUCAAAUUCCCUUCAAUUGAUCGUUCGAGGCCACCAGUGCAAUCAGAAUGGUGUACAUUCGUUUGCCAAGACACAAGUUGUCACUGUUUUCUCAUGCAGCGAUUACUCUGGCAUCGAGAAAAACAAAUGCGGACCUCUUCAAGUCAAAACACUCAAUGAGAUCAACAUCUACAGUCUUACAAAGUCGGGAUCUGGCUUCCUACAAGACUCUGUACGCAUGAUGCUCACUCCAGGACACAUUGGCUUAGAACCUUAUCGUAUGAAGAAAUCCAGUUCACAAACUCGAGCCAUGACAUUCCUAACUACAACAACGUAG
Messenger RNA from Trichomonas vaginalis G3, 534 nucleotides. RefSeq names its product phosphoprotein phosphatase protein. The record is from RefSeq and is a predicted model, not a curated record. Lineage: Eukaryota; Parabasalia; Trichomonadida; Trichomonadidae. Gene Ontology annotation, molecular function: hydrolase activity. The coding region runs from base 1 to 534 and encodes 177 amino acids. The transcript has a single exon.